Paramormyrops kingsleyae is the source of this 4802-nucleotide messenger RNA. The record is from RefSeq and is a predicted model, not a curated record. Lineage: Eukaryota; Metazoa; Chordata; Actinopteri; Osteoglossiformes; Mormyridae.
AGUUAGCAUUGGGAUAAAAUAAAUUUUUUCCUAUUUUUACAUGAAUUUUAUGAUAUACAUUGUAAGAUCAAUUUCUUGUUAGAUUUUGAUUCUGUAUUUGGUAAUUAUAUCCCUUGUCCAUGCACAAACAAUAAUGACAUUGAAAAUUUGCCAGUUUUGGGGCUAUCCACCAGGUAGUUGUGUUAAAAGUGGAAUGUGCCAGCAGUGUAACGCGAGUCACGCCAACAUACUGAAGUUAGUGUUAUUAACAGCUCCUAGUGAGAACUGAACUGUCAUCUAUAAAUCUCCUCCUUUAAGGUAUAAAGAACAUAAACAAGGGGGCAUAAGACCCAUGUCUCCUUAUUUCCUUUAGAAAUUUAGCUCAGAAAAAUGUAACGCGAGUCACUUGUAACGUGAGUCACAAUAUCUUGGGUACUGUAACACGAGUCACAAAAUAAAACAUCUUGUCUGUUACAUCUGAGUGUUAUCUUUUAUAAUUAUUUCUUUGAGACAAAAGGAUAAUCAGUUUCUAAGGAUCCCAACAGAGGUCACUCUUGCCUAAUUACCCAGAAUCCUGCUGACUUCCUUUUGUUUUGAAGCCUGACCAUUGUGAUGGAGAAAAAAAUAGUUUUCAAAUCCAGUCUCAUCCAUCAUGGAAAAAGGUAAGUAGAAUGGAAGUUUUUGAACAAAGUAGUUCUAAUAAGAAUAAGGAACGUAUAGAGCAAGUUAAUUAUGUCAACUAAUGUAAGUAAAACUUAAAGAGACCGAAAUGUAAACACAACAAACAUGGUAAAACAAUGCAUGAUAUGUGCAGUAGGCCUUAUCACAUUGAGUGUCAUAAUUACAGUCUUGCUAGUCCACUAACAGCAGCAGAAAGACAGAGAAAAAGACGUGAGAAAUUACGUACUUCUGGAAAAUACGAAGAACACAGAAAACUUCUAAAUGAAUGAAGCAGAAAAAGCCGUAGUACGAAGAAAGCAAAGGAACUGAAGUUACCCAAUUCAGUGCAAAAGAGAUUAGCUGCUGAAAACUGUGAAAAAGUACGCCAGAGGGUGGCCAGGCAUCGAGCUUUAAAACAAGCCAGGAACAACAUUGGUCCAGAAUCGCCUGCAUUCAAGAGUGCUAGUGCCCUUGGUAAGACAACGAUGAAGGCAAAACGAGCACUUCAGCGGUCUCUUCCUGGGACGACUUUAUGACUAUGUACAUGGUGAAGUGCCGGAGAAAGAAACUCUGCCUAAAAGAGAUGGGCCAACUUCCCUACCAGCUGAGACAAUUGAAAAAGUUAAAUCAUUCUACUGUAGAGAUGAUAUAAGCCGCCAAGCACCUGGUCGAAAAGAUUUCAUCUCUGUGGCAGAUGAAAGUGGACAUAAGACUGAGUAACAAGUUAGACAUUUAACUUAAUCUGUGAAUGAGGUAUUUUCUUUGUUUGUUGACGAGUUUCCCGAUUUAAAAAUUGGGAAGAGUAAGUUUGCUGACCUUCGGCCACCUCAUGUGCUGCUUAGUUAUAGUAGCAAGCUUCCACAUAAUGUCUGCCUGUGCAGAUACCAUGAGAAUUUCAUUCAAGCAAUUGCAGCACUUCAUAAGGUUCAGCCAUCUGUUCCCCUCUAUACAUCUGACCUGCCUGAGAAAUUUCUUUGUUCACCAGCUCGCCGAGAAUGCUGGUUGAAUAAAUGCCAAAUUUGUUGUAAUGGACAGGGCUUCAAAAACCUUGUCGAUGCUGAAGAAAUCCAGAGCAAUGUGUCUUGGAUUGUUUGGAAAAAUGCAGAAAAUGGGAGGCUGGAUAAGGUAGUGGAAGAUGGAAACACUGGUGAUCUAAUCGCACAUUUCAUUGGCAUGAUACCAAAGUUUAUGGAGCAUUGCUUCAUAAAGAGGCAACAAGCCAAUGCCUACAAAGAGGAAAGGUCUGAUGCCACUGAUGAGUUUGAAAGUACAAAGGCCCUCCUGCAGGUUGAUUUCGCUGAAAAUUUCACCUGCUGGUGGCAAGAUGAAAUUCAGACUGGUCAUUGGCAUCAUGGACAAGUUAGCAUGUUUACUGUUGCACUUUGGUAUGAUGGUAGUUUGCAUCCUUUUGUUCUAGCCUCUGACAAUUUAACUCACUCCAAGGACACAAUUGUGGCUUAUAUGGAUUGUAUCCUUUCACAACUUCCUGAUCAUGUUCAGAAACUGUCCGUGUGGUCAGAUGGUCCUGCUUUACAGUUUAAAAAUCGAUUCAUUGCUGCUGUCUUAGAACCACUGCAGGCAAAACACCAUGUUGAAAUCACCUGGAUUUUUUUUGCCACCUGCCAUGGCAAAGGCCCAGUUGAUGGUAUUGGUGGCGGUGUAAAAAGAUUGGUUUGGAAUGGGAUUAGGUGCAGAAAAUACAUAGUAAAUAAUGCAUCAACAUUUACAGAAGCAGCAGCAUCUAGCAAUGUUAGGGUUCUAGAAAUCAAACCAUCUGAGAUAGAAGCCAUCAAUGAAUCAUUGUGCCUAGAACAAGUCUUCAAAAAUGCCCCAGCAAUUGCAGGCAUUAGUGACAUCCAUUGCAUGAAAAUGGUUGAUGGCAACAUUGCCACUUUCCUCUUGACCUCUGACAUGUCUGAUCAGAAUAAUGAGAUGCAAGAGCCUGGAGCCUCCCAAGUUCCAGUUGUUGGUGAAUGGUGGGCUGUGAGUUAUGAAGGGGAGAUAUUCCCUGUUAAAGUCCAGAAAAUAGAAAAAGGUGAAUACCAGGUGAAGGUCAUGGUGGCCGCUGGGAAAAAUUGGAAGUGGCCAAAUACCCCAGAUUAGAUUUUCUACACACUUGAUAAAAUGGUGCGAAAAUUACUGCCACCCAUCCUUGUGAAUUCACGUGAGCAUUACAGCUUUGCCAGUCUUUAAAUAAAAAGGCUUACUUAAGAUGUUUAUGAAAGAAGAGAACUUUACUGCUAAAAUUCUAUAUUUGGUUAAUCAAAUGCAAUUAUUGAAAUUCACCUCUUUCCAUGAUGGGGUUAAUCACUUAAUCAAUGUAAUCAAAUAUGUACAUGUAGGCUAGAUUUUUUUUUUAUCAUCAGGUGUUCACCAUACCAACUACCAAAAUCAGGAAGAAAAUCCUGUCCAUGUUUUAAUUCUGUAAGUGUGAGCAUUAUGUAGUUAGUGCUGCUUUUGAGGUAACGCGAGUCACGGUAACGCGAGUCACGCAUAUUAUGUAACAUUUUCUCUGUAACAAUCAAAAAGUUAAAAUUCCAUUCUAGCCUAUUCAGAACUAUGCAAUGUAGAGAGCAUCUUUAUGGUAUUCAAUGGAGUCCAAUGUCUUUAGUUUGAGGAGAAACCAUGCUAUUAUCAUUUGAACUUUAAAGGUUUUCCUUUUUUUGUAACGCGAGUCACGCUGUAAUCAAUUUGUAAUUAAAAUUUCAAUUAAAAUUCUUUAAAAAAUAAUUUUUAUAAUUUUGUUAUUUAUGCUAUAAUAAUCACAUGUGCAGUAGAUAAAAGUUUCUUGGACCACUGCUGUGGCUAUGACAGCAGCUGCAAGUUAGAAAAGUGGACUAAAAUGUAACGCGAGUCACAGUGGAAUUACCCAUAGAUUCUUCCGCAGAGUUGAUGACCUACACUGUAUCCACUUCAAACAGAACCAUAGUAGCAUGCAUUAACUAAUGCUGACAGGCCCAAAGUGAGAGGUUUAAACCUACCCCCAGGUCACCGUGUGAUCUCCAUAUGUGAGUAUACUUAUUCAGGAGAUCACAGUGAUCCCAGUUUCCCAAUGACAUGCUGUUCAGUUGAAAAUCUGUAGAUUAAAUCACCACCUCUUGUCCCUGAGUGUCUGUGUGUGUGCCCAACAAUGCACUGUCAUAACUAAGAAGCACUAAGCCUUGCGUCCUGUUCUUCCGGGGAUCGAUUAUUGAAAGCAGAUGAGGAAAGGAAAAUGAUGUUCAGGGAUGAAAAGCCAAUAUGACUUUAAUGUCCUUCUUAGUUUAACAUGCACUAGAAACCAUCUGGUCAGGCUUUACACAUCGUCUUUUCCCUGAAAAAUCCUGUAUCCUACAAACAUAACUAUCCUCCCAUCCAUCAAACCACUUAUCCUGGUCGUGGUCACCAAGGGGUCUAUACCAGGACGCAUGGGAUGCCGGUCCAUCGCAGGGCACACAGGUAAGCACACACACUCCUCUCAGGUAAAGGGCCUCGGUGUCACUCUCUUUCGAAUCUCACAUUAAAACCUUUCUCAGAUUUCCUUUAAGCACCUUUGCCAUACUGCUUGUCUUCGGCCGGAACUCACACAGCGAGACAUAGAAAUUACUGUUCACCAUUGUUACCUCCCGCAUUGAUUACUGCAAUGCCAUUCAUGCAGUCAUUCUUAAUAGAUUACUUCAUAGGCUCCAGGUCACACAAAACAUGCACUAUCCCUAGUGAUCAUAUCACCCUGACAUUCAUUCAGCUUCACUGGCUUCCUGCCUAGUACAGGACUGGCCAUAAGAUACUUCUGCUUACUUUUAAAGCCCUGCACAGCCUUGCUCGUAGUUACCUGGCUGAGGUUUUACAUUCUCAUACUCUGUCCUGCUCUCUAUGUUCUUCCUCAGCUGACUUGCUCACUAUUCCUGCUGUCAGACUCAUACCACGGCUGACCGGAUCUUCAGCCACUCAGCACCCAGACUUUGGGACUCUCUCCCCUUGAGUAUCCAGCUAUUGGAUUCAAUCACUCUAUUUAAAGUACACUUUACAACUCAUCUACAGUAUCUUUCUCUGUCAAGAAUUAUUUUAUUAUUACUCUUGUAUAAUUUGUGUAUGGAGUUUCUUAUUAAUUGUUGCUUUAAGACGUUAAUAAACUGUUUAUUUCAAGUAAGGUGACCUGAAAGUGUCCUGAAAGGCACCCAUAA